AUGGUGAUGGCGAAGAUUAACGAGGCUGCCAGAGUCGGUGGUGUGGUGGAUAUGAGUGAGCUGCUCAAGACAUUCACAUAUGACAUGGCAUACCGCAUCGUGUCCGGUGAAUUCUUCCUAAAAGAAGGACGGAGCAAGUUGUUCCAAGACCUCACCAAUGAUACCUCACUGCUGCUAGGAGGGUUCAAGGUGGAGGAAUACUUCCCAACAUUGUCUAGGGUAGGACUGCUUAAAAGGACAGUUCGUGCAAAGGCUGAGAGACUAAGGUAUAGAUGGGCCGAUCUGCUGGACAAGGUGAUCGAUUAUCAUGAGAACAAGGACAAGUCAGUGUUAGAUAACCAGGGUGGUAAUUUCGUCGAUAUUCUCUUGUCUGUUCAGCUGGAGUAUAGUCUCACAAGAGAACAGAUUAAAGCUAUCCUAACCGUAAGUAAAUAUAAUACCUUCCAAAUGAUUACAAAUAAAUAA
Messenger RNA from Triticum turgidum subsp. durum (durum wheat), 465 nucleotides. Lineage: Eukaryota; Viridiplantae; Streptophyta; Magnoliopsida; Poales; Poaceae. The record is from the annotation of a GenBank genome assembly.